AUGAGGUUAUGCAUUGACUAUAGGCAGCUGAACAAGGUCACGGUGUGGAAUAAGUAUCCUUUGCCCCAUAUUGAUGAUUUAUUUGACCAGCUGAAGGGUGCCAAUGUAUUCUCUAAGAUCAAUUUGAGAUCUGGAUAUCAUCAAUUACAGAUUAGAGAAGAGGAUGUGCCUAAGACAACUUUUCGAACGAGGUAUGGGCACUAUGAGUUCCUGGUGAUGCCAUUUAGGUUGACCAAUGCACCACUUUGUGAUUCCGGGUAUAAUCGUCGCUUCGUGGAAGGUUUUUCUGCCAUAGCGGCGCCUCUCACUCAUUUGACAAGAAAAAGAGUUAAGUUUGAAUGGUCAGAUGAGUGUCAGAAGAGUUUUAAUGAACUCAAGACCAGGUUAACCACCGCUCCGGUUUUGGCACUUCCAGAUGAUAGUGGGAAUUUCGUUAUCUACAGUGAUGCAUCCCAACAGGGACUUGGUUGUGUGCUAUUGCAGCAUGCUCGGGUGAGUGCUUAUGCUUCUAGGAAACUAAAUAAGCAUGAGUUGAAUUAUCCUGUUCAUGAUUUGGAAUUAGUUGCAGUGGUUUUUUGCCUUGAAGAAUUGGCGACACUAUCUCUAUGGAGAAACAUGUCAGAUUUUUACGGAUCACAAGAGUUUAAAGUAUUUAUUCACCUAGAAGGAACUGAAUUUGAGGCAAAGAGAUGGCUAGAGUUGAUUAAAGAUUAUGAUUGUACCAUCGAGCAUCACCCGGGAAGAGCUAAUGUUGUGGCUGAUGCACUUAGCAGGAAAUCCUCGGGAUCUAUAGCUUAUCUUCGAGGUAAGUAUGUGCCAUUAAUGGUAGAAAUGAGGAAGCUCAGAGUUGAACUAGGUGUGGAUAAGCAGGGAGCACUCUUAGCUACUCUCCAUGUGAGACCAGUGCUAGUGGAACGAAUACUCGCCGCUCAAUCACAGGAUCCUUUGAUUUGCACGCUACGAGCAGAGGUGGAGAAUGGUGACAGAAAUGACUGUUCAGUAAGAAUUGAUGGAGCUUUAAUGGUGGGUACCAGGUUAUAUGUCCCUAAUGAUGAAGCUUUAAAGAGGGAAAUUCUUAAGGAGGCCCAUGGUUCAGCUUUUUCAAUGCACCCUAGAAGUACUAAGCUGUACCAUACUUUGAGAGAGCACUACUAG
Prunus dulcis (almond) is the source of this 1155-nucleotide messenger RNA. RefSeq lists its product as uncharacterized. Lineage: Eukaryota; Viridiplantae; Streptophyta; Magnoliopsida; Rosales; Rosaceae. The coding region runs from base 1 to 1155 and encodes 384 amino acids. The transcript has 2 exons. The record is from RefSeq and is a predicted model, not a curated record.